GGACUUGUUUUACUUACUGUCCAUUCCCCCUUUGACUCUAGAGCCUGAUGACCACCUAACUGUAGCCCAGUCACUAAAGAAGGAAUUUGACAACCCUGAAACUGCAGACCUGAAGUUCCUAGUGGAUGGAAAAUACAUUCAUGUUCAUAAAGUCCUUCUCAAAAUCAGGUGUGAACAUUUUCGUUCCAUCCUGAAUAAAGAUGAUGAGAUUAUAGAGAUGAGUGAAUUUUCUUACCCUGUGUACCGAGCCUUCCUGGAGUACCUGUACACAGACAGCAUCAGGCUCCCUCCUGAAGAGGCAAUAGGGCUGCUGGACCUGGCAACACUGUACAGAGAAAACAGGCUGAAAAAGCUCUGCCAGCAAACCAUCAAACAAGGCAUCUGUGAGGAGAAUGCCAUUGCUCUCCUCUCUGCUGCUGUCAAGUAUGAAGCCCAGGACCUGGAAGAAUUUUGCUUCAGAUUUUGCAUCAACCAUUUAACUGUCGUUACACAAACUCAAGGCUUUGCAGAAAUGGACCACGACCUCCUGAAGAACUUCAUUAGCAAAGCAAGCAGAGUGGGAGCGUUCCGAAACUGA
This is a messenger RNA of Merops nubicus (carmine bee-eater), 577 nucleotides long. Its product is annotated as RCC1 and BTB domain-containing protein 2-like. The annotation marks the transcript as partial. Gene Ontology annotation, molecular function: protein binding. NCBI's taxonomy places the organism in Eukaryota, Metazoa, Chordata, Aves, Coraciiformes, Meropidae. The record is from RefSeq and is a predicted model, not a curated record. The transcript is spliced from 4 exons.